Messenger RNA from Alnus glutinosa, 1004 nucleotides. RefSeq lists its product as uncharacterized. Bases 79 to 573 code for a protein of 164 amino acids. The record is from RefSeq and is a predicted model, not a curated record. Gene Ontology annotation, cellular component: nuclear membrane. Lineage: Eukaryota; Viridiplantae; Streptophyta; Magnoliopsida; Fagales; Betulaceae. The transcript has 4 exons.
ACGGGCGAUCUGAGGCAUCGACUUCCCGACUCUAGCACAAUCUAAAGGCAGCGCAGAGAGCUUUUGGUUUUGAACUCAAUGGAGGAGCUGAAAUCGGCUAUGGACCAGCACAUGGAGCAAAUGGCCGAUCUCGUCCAGAAAUUAUCCGCCGAGCUCCGUUCCGGUCUUCGUCCCGCCUACGACAACUUCAUCGGCUUCUUCCACGCCAUCGACUGGAAGGAACCUUGGUUAGCUUGCUUAAUGGGGUUCCAUGUCGUGUUGCUGCUGCUAACGAUCUUCUCAAGGAAGAAUAUCAAUUUUCAGAUGUGCUUGUUCCUUCUUGCGUUGGCUGGUGUAUAUUUUGCUGAGAAUCUCAAUAGAUUCCUGGGUGAAAAUUGGAAGAGCUUUGCCGGGCAGAACUAUUUUGAUCGGACCGGAGUUUUUCUCUCGACGCUUUGGUCUGGGCCUCUUCUAGUCAUUGCUAUCCUAAUCUUGGUAAACACUCUCUUUUCCUUAUGUCACCUCAUUGUUAGAUGGAAAAGGGCUGAGCUCACAUAUCGUGCGAGGCUUGCUCGUAACAACAAGCAGGAUUGAUUUCCUGUUGCUGUGAUGUUGACUGAACACCCCCCCACCCCACAAUGUUAAUUUGCUAGCCAUAGCCAGUAGUGUUUGUCAUAUUAUGAUAAAUAAUAAUAAAAAAAAAAAAAAAAAAAAAAAUUACUAUUUUUUUUUUUUUUGGAACUUUUUGACUUUCCAAGUUUUGAAUGGUGUAAAAAUGCGCUCAAUCCUUGUAUACCAUUUUGUUUCCGUUUUAUAGAAUUUACUUCCUUCUUGUCACGGCUAUUGUAUGUAGACUUGGAGGAUUAAGUCCCCUCUUUUCCCCCCUGCUAAAAUAAGGGUUUGGGAGUAAGUCUAGCAUUUUUCAUUCUUUAUUCCCUCCUGGCAGUACUUUUGGCCUACUUGAGAGAGAUGUUUCUGUAACAAUAUAUUCUAUGACCAUUUACAGAGGAGGAUAAUUUCUGAUA